Molecule: messenger RNA, 330 nt
Organism: Solanum dulcamara
Lineage: Eukaryota; Viridiplantae; Streptophyta; Magnoliopsida; Solanales; Solanaceae
Exons: 2
Coding region: 1-330 (109 amino acids)
Source: RefSeq, a predicted model, not a curated record
AUGGAGUUUAUGAAGGGAGAGCAAGUGUUGUUGAAGGUUUCACUCAUGAAUGGUGUGGUGAGGUUUGGUAAGCGUGGUAAUCUCAGUCUGAGGUAUAUUGGGCCAUUCAAAGUUCUUAAGCAUGUGGGAGAGUAUUCGGUCCUGUUUGAUGAAAAUCUGUCUUAUGAGGAGGAUCCUAUAGCUAUUCUGGAUAGGGAAGUUCGCAAGUUGAUGUCUAAGAAGAUUGCAUAUGUGAAGGUCCAAUGGAAUAAUCGUGCAGUUGAGGAGUCCACUUGGGAAGCUGAGGCGGAUAUAUUCGCAGAAUAUAUCCACCCUUUAGGCUUUUGCUAG